CCAUCUUCAUCUUUUGCUCAAUUACACAGCACAAGUUCAAUUGCUUCAGACUAUUAGCGGGGUAUCGCUAAAUUCCGAGGCAUUCCGAAUCAUAACAACAUAACACACACAUACUAUCGUCAUGGUCACAAUCACAGGCGCCGAGACAAGGGAUGUGCGGUUUCCGACAUCCCUCGAUAAGACUGGCUCUGAUGCCAUGAACGCUGCGGGAGACUACUCUUCAGCCUAUUGCAUCCUACAUACUGACUCAGAUCUAAAAGGUCACGGCAUGACUUUCACAAUCGGUCGUGGAAACGAAAUAGUAUGCACAGCCAUUGCGCACCUUGCAGACCGUAUCAAAGGACACACUCUCGACUCGCUGGUCGCCAACUGGGGCAAAACAUGGCGCCAUCUUGUAAACGACUCUCAACUGCGGUGGAUUGGCCCCGAAAAGGGUGUCAUUCACCUUGCUCUCGGCGCCGUGGUCAACGCCAUCUGGGACCUGUGGGCCAAAUCGCUGGGCAAGCCCGUCUGGCGCAUAGUAGCAGACAUGACCCCACAGCAAAUCGUCGACCUAAUCGACUUCCGCUACAUUACCGAUGCCCUGACCCCAGAGGAGGCCUUGGAGAUUCUCACAAAAGCCGAAGCCGGCAAGAAAGAGCGACUGCAAGAAGCUCUCGAUAGCCGUGCUGUGCCUGCCUACACCACCUCUGCCGGAUGGCUGGGCUACGGCGAGGACAAGAUGCGUGGACUGCUGCAGGACACGCUAUCCAAGGGCUACAAGCACUUCAAGCUCAAGGUUGGAAGCAAUAUUGCCCAGGACAAGCAGAGACUGAGCAUCGCACGAGAGAUUAUCGGCUUUGACAAGGGCAACGUGCUCAUGGUGGACGCAAAUCAAGUGUGGAGUGUACCCGAGGCGAUUGAGUACAUGAAGGAGCUGAAGGAGUUCAAGCCGUGGUUCAUCGAGGAGCCUACCAGCCCCGACGAUGUCCUCGGCCACAAAGCCAUCCGCGAAGCCCUCAAGCCUUACAACAUUGGCGUUGCCACGGGCGAAAUGUGUCAGAACCGCGUCAUGUUCAAGCAGUUCCUCGCCUCGGGCGCAAUCGACAUCUGCCAGAUCGACGCGUGCCGUCUCGGCGGUGUAAACGAAGUCAUUGCCGUGCUUCUCAUGGCCGCCAAGUUCAACAUCCCCAUUGUCCCCCACUCGGGCGGUGUCGGUCUGCCAGAGUACACGCAGCAUCUUUCCACUAUUGACUACGUUGUCGUCAGUGGCAAGAAGAGUGUCUUGGAGUACGUCGACCAUCUCCACGAGCACUUCUUCCACCCCAGCCGCAUCGAGAAUGGAUACUAUGUCACUCCCAUGGACCCUGGUUACUCGGUCGAGAUGAAGCCCGAGAGCAUGGACAAGUUCAGCUUCCCUGGUGGAAAGGACGGCUGGUGGCAGUCUGACGAGGCGAAGCCUAUUCUGGAGGGUAUCAAGAUCUAGUGUGAUGUCUAACAUUGAUUUUUUUUCUUCUAAAAGUAAUUAAGAGUUUUGUCUGAUUUGGGUGC
This is a messenger RNA of Exserohilum turcica Et28A, 1530 nucleotides long. RefSeq lists its product as uncharacterized. Gene Ontology annotation, molecular function: L-fuconate dehydratase activity; magnesium ion binding. The transcript is spliced from 4 exons. Bases 122 to 1465 code for a protein of 447 amino acids. The record is from RefSeq and is a predicted model, not a curated record. Lineage: Eukaryota; Fungi; Ascomycota; Dothideomycetes; Pleosporales; Pleosporaceae. Gene Ontology annotation, biological process: carbohydrate catabolic process; amino acid catabolic process.